This is a messenger RNA of Trichomycterus rosablanca, 1496 nucleotides long. It is a transcript of the gene dnajc22, whose product is annotated as DnaJ (Hsp40) homolog, subfamily C, member 22. The transcript is spliced from 4 exons. Gene Ontology annotation, cellular component: membrane. Lineage: Eukaryota; Metazoa; Chordata; Actinopteri; Siluriformes; Trichomycteridae. The record is from RefSeq and is a predicted model, not a curated record. Bases 204 to 1226 code for a protein of 340 amino acids.
AAACCUUUCACUGCAAUUUUUAGGAAGCAGUCAGUUUGAACCAGGGAUGUGUGCUUUAUUAUUAUUUUAUAUCAUUGUGACAGGAUCUACUGUAGAACUAUCGGUUGUUUGUAGAAGCCAGCAGUUUCUCUUCACGUAGAUAUUGCAACUUCUGCAACCAAGGAGUACUUUGCUCUGCUAGCUGAGGCCCCAAUGAUGCUUUCAUGGCUAAGCAAUUAAUAGUAACUUAUGUCCUGUGGGCAAUAGGAGGCCCACUGGGUCUUCAUCACCUAUACUUAAGAAGAGACAGCCAUGCUCUCCUGUGGAUGCUAACUCUGGGUGGCUUUUGGCUCGGCUGGCUACGAGAGUUCUUCCGGAUCCCAGCUUACGUCAGCGAAGCCAACCAGAAGACUAAUGGAGUUAGACGCCAAUCUGCUACCCCUCCACCUGUAGGUUUAAUUCGGUUUGCUGGCCAGAUCUGUGUGGGUAUCUACUUUGGCUCAGUUUCUUUGAUCAGUCUGAACUCUUUGAGCUUCUUCUACCUGCUCGUGUUGCCGCUGAGCGUGGGGGCAGGGGUUCACCUUGUUUCCUCCGUGGGCCAGCAAACGUCUGAUCUUCGAAAGACCCUCACUGCAUGUGUCAUUACCUCACCCAUAUUCUAUGGCAGCAGGUUCUCUCCUUUACCCAUCAGCAUAGCGGCAAGUGUCACAGCAGCACAAAACAGAAAGUUUAAACCCAUCCAACAUGCAGGAACCCCGCAAGAACCACUGGGUCCUCGUCUCUUUCGCAUUAGUCUAGCCCUGCUGGCCUUCUCAGCACCUCUGGGUUAUUGUAUUUUUCACAACACCACAGUCACUUUGUACUACGUCUCAGAUUGCGUGGCAGCAGUUCUCGACAUGUUUUGGUUCUUUCCUUGGCUCAGAGGGGUCAUGGAGUUCUGUCUGUUGUUGCCGUACCGGAUCUUGUGUGCUCUCACAGGAGGGAGUUAUUAUGAAGAAAGCUGGAGGAAAGUUUUGGAAAUCCUUCUAAAUGAAUACAGCAAAAAAGAGAUUGAGGCAUUGAAGGUGCUGUCAGUAUCUGAAGAUGCCACCAUAGAGGAGAUCACUCACAGCUACAGGGAACUAGCAAAACUAUGGCAUCCUGACCGCAACCCCCAACAGCAAGAAGAGGCACAACAAAUGUUCCUCAAGAUCCAGGAGGCAUAUGAAACACUACUCCACAGGCAUAAGCCUCAAAAAAGGAAAUGAUCUUCUGAUUAACUGUAUUGCUUUUCUUCGUGUUCUGUCUGUGUAAGCACUUAACUGGUGUAUGUUUUUAUAUACUGAAUGAACAUUAAACACACUGGGUAAAAGUGCCUGCCUGUAGUAGUGUGCCAUCCAGUGGCGACUAGAGGUACUUUUCAUGGAGUAUAUUAAUUUAUAAUAUUAAAUUUAGCCUAGUUUAGCUUAUAAUCGUUCAAACUCCAUCUAAGUAAAAGUUGAGGCAUUUUGUGAAAUGCAAUAAAUGAAUUGUUGAUU